Messenger RNA from Cydia splendana, 4147 nucleotides. It is a transcript of the gene Acsl, whose product is annotated as long-chain-fatty-acid--CoA ligase 4. Bases 199 to 2346 code for a protein of 715 amino acids. Gene Ontology annotation, molecular function: palmitoyl-CoA ligase activity. Gene Ontology annotation, cellular component: plasma membrane; endoplasmic reticulum; lipid droplet. The record is from RefSeq and is a predicted model, not a curated record. The transcript has 15 exons. Gene Ontology annotation, biological process: long-chain fatty-acyl-CoA metabolic process; long-chain fatty acid metabolic process; neuron differentiation. NCBI's taxonomy places the organism in Eukaryota, Metazoa, Arthropoda, Insecta, Lepidoptera, Tortricidae.
GUUACACUCCUACGCUCCGUAAACAGUGAGAACUCUCGCCCGGCAUAGCUCAGUUUCCGAACGCACGCCGCACCGACCAGACGCGUGGCGUGUUAACCAAAAUUACACCAUCUUGCCCCCAAAACAGUGGCUGUGAUACCAUAGUGAUAGUUUUAAUUGUAAGCUUAUUGGAACUUGUUUAGGUCAAAGCAGACGGAAAUGUUUAUAGACGAAAACGAAGUGCCGGAGUCAUGGUGGGUCUCCCUGGCGCUGAAGGCGAUCCGAGCGGUCGCGCUCGUGUUCGACGUGCUCACGUUCCCCGUGCACCUGGUGCUGCAGCGGCCGUGGCGCAAGAGGGCCAUGUCCCGCCGGAUCAAGGCCCGGAUAAUCCAAAGCAGCAGCGACAGCGUGACCGUCCGCUCCGUCGCUGAGCCCACCGAGCUCCACCUCCGCAUGGUGCGCGACAACGUCCUCAGCAUGGAGGGCAUGCUCCGCGCCGCCGCCGCUCGCUGGGCUGAGAAACCUGCACUGGGAACCAGGACGGUGCUAAGUGAAGAGGAUGAACCACAACCUAACGGACGGGUCUUCAAGAAGUUCAAGAUGGGGUCAUACACAUGGCGGUCGUACACGGACGUGGAGCAGGAGGCGACGCAGUUCUCGGGCGGGCUGCGCGAGCUGGGCUGCGCGCCGCGCCGCAACGUGGUCGUGUUCGCCGAGACGCGCGCCGAGUGGAUGGUCGCCGCGCACGGCUGCUUCAAGCAGAGCAUUCCCGUGGUAACCAUCUACGCGACCCUCGGCGACGACGCCAUCGCGCACGGCAUCAACGAGACGGAAGUGUCCACCGUCAUCACCACACACGAACUGCUCCCCAAAUUCAAGAAGAUCCUGGAUAAAACACCCCUGGUCGACACCAUCAUCUACAUGGAAGACCAGCUCAAGACAACUGAUACUAAGGGAUUCAAAGAAGGCAUUAGGAUUGUUGCAUAUAAGGAUGUUCUGGAAAAGGGAAAAUUCUCCAAGAUUGAGUCGGUCCCGCCAUCGGCCGCGGAUACAGCCAUCAUCAUGUACACAUCGGGCUCCACCGGGGUGCCUAAAGGCGUCAUCCUGUCGCACCGCAACAUGCUGUCCACUCUCAAGGCUUUCGUCGACGCCGUGCCCAUUUAUGAAAGCGACGUGCUGAUGGGUUUCUUGCCGCUCGCGCACGUGUUCGAGCUGCUCGCCGAGAGUCUUUGCAUCAUCGCUGGCGUCCCGAUCGGUUACUCUACUCCGCUGACCAUGUUGGACUCGUCGAGCAAGAUCAUGAAGGGUACGAAGGGAGACGCCACUGUGCUCAAGCCUACCUGCAUGACCACUGUACCUUUAAUCAUGGACCGCAUCAGCAAGGGCAUCACGGAUAAAGUAACCCGCUCCGGACCCAUGGCGGCUGCCGCCUUCAAGUGGGCCUACACCUACAAGCUAACGUGGAUGCGACGUGGAUAUGAUACUCCUCUGCUUAAUAAAUUUAUGUUUUCUAAGGUGUCGGCGCUGCUGGGCGGGCGCAUGCGGCUGAUGAUCUCGGGCGGCGCGCCGCUGUCGCCCGACACGCACGCGCAGGUGCGCGUGUGCCUGUGCUGCGACGUGGUGACCGGCUACGGCCUCACCGAGACCACCUCCUGCGCCACCGUCGCCGACGCGCACGACCGAUCCACGGGUCGCGUGGGUGCCCCCACCACCGGCACGGACAUCCGGCUCGUCACUUGGGAGGAGGGCAACUACCGCGUCACCAACAAACCUUUCCCGCAGGGUGAGAUUGUAAUUGGUGGUGGCAGCGUGGCCGAAGGCUACUACCGUAAUCCGGAAAAGACCCGGGACGAAUUCUUUGACGUUGAAGGCCGCCGUUGGUUCCGCUCCGGAGACAUUGGGGAACUGCACCAUGACGGAUGCAUUAAGAUCAUCGAUCGUAAGAAGGACCUGGUGAAGCUGCAAGCCGGCGAAUACGUCUCUCUAGGCAAAGUCGAGGCCGAGCUGAAGACCUGCCCCAUCGUCGAGAACAUCUGCGUGUACGGAGACAGCUCCAAGAAUCACACCGUGGCGCUGUUGGUUCCUCAUCCCCAGCACCUUGCUGAACUGGCUGCCAGGGCCGGCAUCUACGAAAAAGACUUCGACAAACUGUGCAAGAACCCCCAAGUGGAACAGCUGGUGGUGAAGGAGCUCGCCGAGCACGCCAAGAAGUGCGGCCUCGAGCGCUUCGAGGUGCCCACCGCCGUCAAGCUCUGCACCGAGGUGUGGUCGCCCGACAUGGGGCUCGUCACCGCCGCCUUCAAGAUCAAGCGGAAAGACAUUCAAGACAGAUACAAGGAGGACAUCAAGCGCAUGUACGCCUCGUGAGGGGCCCGCUAGGCCGCCGGCCGCGCACUGCGGGUGUCGCACCAGCACCGGGGCGAGGUUAAACCUAGUUUACAUUCAUCUAAUAUAAUUGUUAUGUCAUAAUAAUUGCUGGAGAAAUUCCUUGUCGCUGUGACAUCGGUCGGGACGUUUCAAACUUGGUAUCGAAAGUUGUUUGCGAUGCAGUUGAAUGUGAACGAUUUUAUUGUACUAUUCAUUUAAUUCGAUGACAUAUUCGAUAUUCCUUGUUAUAAUUUCAUCAUAUUUUAUAUUCGUUAGUCGAGAUAGUAAAUAGACAGUCUAUAUUUAACAGUGAUCUAAAUUCUAACUUAAAUUUGCGUGAAAAAUACUUAAACUAGGUUUAACUUUACGAUCGCCGUUUUUAUGCUAAGUCUAGUGUUUCCCUGACGUCCUAGGUCUUUGAAAUCAAUAGUUAAUUCUCUUAUCAUCGUCGGAACACUAGACGUAGCUGUAGGAUACUUAGAUAUUGAAUCGGGUCAUCUGCUCACAUUUCAAUAUGAGAUAUUGUAAUAAAGACAUGUGAGUAUAUGAUUUGCUUGUAAAAACUAGUUUCGUGUCAAACUAAUUAAUGUACCGGUACCGACAAAUUACCGGUAAUUUUCUGCAGUACCGGAAAUUCUACAAGUAGCCACGCGUCGGCAGGUCCGCGCUGUCUUGGCAAUUCGAAACCAUAAUUUAACAACUUAUAUGUCAUAACAAAUGUAUCGCUACUGAUAUCUAUUAGGCAAAAAUGGCUUGUUUCAUAAAAUCCAAUAGUUUUGCCAUACUGAUUCUAUUGUUGAAGGCUACUUUAUGAACGAUAGAGGGCCUUAUGGAUUCUCAUGUCAUAACCAUGAGCUUACAGCGUCAAAAUACCGUAAACCUGAACCAAACCAUCUAAUAUAUUAUGAUAUGACAGGAACCAUUCCAGUGUUAGAUAAACUCAAGAACGUUUUAAAUGCCAAUUCUACAGAGUCAUUUAAACUAAGCUUGCCUAUCGUAGAGAUCAGUACCCGUACCCGCAAGGUUUCGUGCCCAUAGUCGGCGAUUUCUGUACAUAGAUGUUAUAAGAAAGAUUAUUAAAUGAUACGAGAAGCGCCUCUGUGAGGCGACCGCUGUUGUAUUUAUUUAUUUCAAUCGGGAACGUUAAAUUACUCUCGUGGUAAACGGCCCUCGGAACCGUUAGGAACUGUACAGAUUUCUUCAAUGUAGUUUUGUAUUUUGUAAAUUAUUUAUGAAAAUAAUAGGUAGCUUAGCGGACCGACUAGGCCUCAAUUUUUAUAGAAUUAUUUGUAUAUCGUGCACAUCACAUUACUUAUCUUUUUUUAGAUAUGUAAACGUUUUAAAUAUUUUAUGCCAAAUACAGUGUGUAAAGAACGAAAUAGCACCGUAGUAAGGACUGUUUAUACUCGGGGACCUAUUUUAUAUUAGAUAUUUCUUUGAUAAUUAUAGAUAUUUUCCAGUAAAAGUAAUUUUUAUGUCAAUUUGGUCCCCACAUAGACAAAUAUAUUUACUAACGAUGCGAUUUCGUUCUAAAAUAGAAAUCACGCAUUUGAACCCACAGCACCAUAAAACUGAAACAUUCGCAGGAAUCUUCCUUCGGCUCUAAGUUUCUAUAUUAUAAAUUAUAAUAAUUUUGAUAUAAGUGUUGUACAUAUUUAUGUCGAAAUAGUUUUAACGGUAGCAAUGCAACAUGCGUGAAUGGUCUCGAUAUAUUGUAUAGUACAUCGCAACCAUGUUCAGAGAUUUCAUGAGAUUUAUGUAUAUUUAAGACCCUCAUGUCAUAUUCAGAUCUGAAUCAUGU